GAAAUAUGAAUGUACCGUGAGAGGAAGCUGUUGAAAUUUGUACGCCCUUGUUUUAAAAAGCUCCUUUCGUUCUUAGUACACGUAUAUUCCGUUGGCUAUGUCGCGCUACUCGCAUUCCCAGAGGAUGAAUCUGGGGACUGUUUUUAAUUUUCGAGAUCUUGACAAAAAUGUUCAAGUCCAUCUUAAGAACGUAUACAGUACCCUCUCUAUUGGUAUGAUAAUAUCAUGUGUUGGGGCAUAUUUAUUUCAAAUAAACUCUUUUCUACAGUCGAUUACAACUUCUUUGGUGGUCUUGUCAUUCAUUUUAUCCCUUGGAAGCUCUUUGUUCAUUUAUUUCACACAACACUCAAGAGAAACCCUUCAUUCUAGACUUGGUGCUUUCUUCUUGUUCUGUUUUUCUACAGGUAUUGGUUUUGGUCCACUUCUUCAAGCUUUGUCAGUAAUCAGUCCUGAUACUAUUCCAACUGCCCUUUUGGGUACUGCCUUGAUUUUCGUCUCGUUCACAUUAACAGCACUGUUUACACGAAAACGAUAUUACAUCUAUCUUGGUGGUGAGUUUGUAUUUUUUUCUUGUUUCACUGAUGACUUUAUUGCCUUGUUUUGUAUGUUUUCUAACCCAACCAUUAUGUGUAAUAGCAAAUACUGAUGUAUUUCAUGUCUAAUGGUGUUGAAGUUGUAUAUGAGUUUGCAUUUGGCACUUCAUACAUCCCCCCACCACAGAUUAUUUUGGUCUCAAACCCUAUGUGAAUUGUUUGUAGUGCUUAGCGCUUUUUUAAGCUAUCAUAAAUUAAGGUUCUUAAUUGGGUUAACUUAUAUCGAAACCGACCACUGAGUCAGAUCACCUUCAUUGUAAUUUAAUGAGCAGGAGAGACCUUGCCCUGUCAAACGCUGUGGCAUCUCACAACAGUGUCUGUCUAUUCAUUACAACCGAAUGUGUGAUUUUAUUGAGUAAUAUAUCAAGUUUAAUCCAUUCAUUUAUUUGUGCUUUUUGUUAUUUGAAUAUUGUAAUCAUAAAGUCACCCCUGACGAUGGACACCUUAACCUCGAAGGCACGCUAGUUGUGAUACUGUGAGUGCUAUUGUUGUUCCGACAAUAAAAUAUCGGUUAAAUCUAAAUCCUAGCUUUCAUCAGUUAUUUUUGUCAUUUCAAAAUCAACAACUAUUGUAUUUAUUAGCUAGGAAAUUGUUCUCCACACUUUGAUUAUUUAGUCUCAGUUUCUAGUGUUCACAUCUGAUCUAGUCUACUGCUUAUCUCUCGGGUACAGAUUUUUGUAUUUAGCUUCGAGUUCUAAUCUAGGUUUGAUGACUAGUAAUGCUGCCUAUUUUCCCAAAACGAAGUGGGACGGAGUUCUAACUUGCGAAUUGGUUAAUAGUCAAACACGUUAACCACUGAGUUACUGCUCCGCGACAUUUGCAUACGUAAGUUUGUGUUUGAUCGUUGGUACCACUAUAUUUCAUUUAGCUGUACAAUUCGGAUUUAAGUAACUCAUUUACUAGAUACAAGUUUAUCCACUCGGCUUUGUUCCAUACGUGUGCGUAAAUCCGUAAAAUGCAAAAUGAGCGAAGACUUAUAUAGUAUGUAACUAGUGAUAAAGAAACAAUUGAUCUAUAUUUGGUAAUGUCGCAUGUUGAGAAUAGUAAGAAUAACGUUUUGAGUAGAAUGACAGAAUUUCAUUUUGUUUGUUUGGGUUCUCUCAGUUGCUUACAACCUAUACAGAUGAAGCUUCUAGAGGUGAAUAUUUAUCAUCACAGAUGAACGAAAACUUAAAUAAUAGCUUAACUGGAUAGAUAAAAAGUUGUAGUUCUAUUACUAAUACGAUUUUUUGGUGUCGAUACAUUGGAAUUUUUUUCUUUGUUCCAUAGCUGGAUUGAUGUCUGCCAUCAGUUUGCUGACAACAUUUAGCUUCAUGAACCUAUUUAUUCGUUCUCCGGCCAUAUACAACGCUGAACUUUACAUUGGAUUGGCUAUAUUUUGUGCAUUUGUGAUUUUCGAUACCCAAUUAAUUGUUGAAAAGCGCCGUAAUGGGGAUACUGAUUUCGUAUGGCACACGUUGGAUUUGUUCAUUGAUUUUGUCGAAAUAUUCCGUCAUCUUCUUAUAAUCCUCAACUCUAAAAGGAGACGUGAUCGUGAUGACGAUUAAAAAAAAAAUGGUCUUCAUUUAUUUAGCAUCCGAUUAAUUUGCUUAAAUUGCUUCAUAAUAAUAAUACUACUCUUUAUUCGUAUUAUUUCACUUAAUCUUUCUACUUCGCAUUUUGUUGAGAAACCUUACGAACAAAAUUUAUUUAAAAAAAACAACAACUAAAGUACUUAAUUAUUAAUUUGUUAUAAAUUUACGUUGUUCUGAUUAAGUCGAGAUUUACAUGGACUUAACACAAAUAUAUUUCUGUUUUAUUUAUAAAAAAAAGUGUAUUCUAAAACUCUUGCUUCGAAUAUCAAAAUAUAUUGAGAAAUAUGCCCUAACUUUACAUUGCACUAAUAAAAUUGGUUGUUUUUUUUUUCACUUCGUCUUUUGGUUUCCUAUUCUUGUGAUCCAUAUUGAAUAGAAGAGUAAGCUAUU
Schistosoma curassoni is the source of this 2557-nucleotide messenger RNA. Lineage: Eukaryota; Metazoa; Platyhelminthes; Trematoda; Strigeidida; Schistosomatidae. The record is from the annotation of a GenBank genome assembly.